UCCUUCUAUGAAAAAUUGAAGUACAGUGCUCAUAGCGACGGAUGUAGAGAAUUCUACCAAGAUGGAGAAGCCUAUGAUAAUGUAGCAGAUGCAUAUGAAAUGUAUGUGAAGGGAACUCAAUUAGCAGCAAAUGGAGAUGUCAUAGACAAGAAAUAUAUCUAUGGCAAUGUUGGUUUCAAUUGGACAGUCUAUCAUCCAGAAUGGAAGCCAACAAAGAAGCGACCAAAAGCUCCAUACUAUGAAGAAAGAACCAGGAAAUGGAGAGCAAUGUUUGUAGACUUUCCUGAAGAAGAUGAAAUAUCCCAAGGCGCACUCAAGGUUUAUAAUGAGAAGCAUCCCAAGAAGGAAGUUUAUCAAUUGGAAAUUCCAUACGUUCUGCACAAACAGAAGCGACAAGUGCAAUGCGAGGUUUAUGAAACGCAUUGUAUCAUUGAUCAAGAAGAAGUUACAUGGGAAGAAGUCCGUAAAAUGCAAGCCAAGCUCACCAAAAGACCAACUCAUCACUCUCAACCUUACCAUUAUAAAGGACCAGGAACUCAAUGUUGGCAUUCGAUCCACCAAGAAAAGCCAACCGAUUACUGUGAUGAAUGUGUUUGGAUGGUCCAGACUUGCAGAGUCCUAGCAGCUUUACCUGAAGAAAAGCUAACACAGUUGGAAACAGAAGCUAAGAUCCGAGCUAGAGUCAGACUCUCACCAUUGGAAAAUAUUACAGCACCUUUCCCAACCAACUGGCAGCAAUUAGGGGCCAUUUCUUUUCAACUAUGGACUCCAGGCGCCAGACCUCCUACUUUGUCACAUGGAGGAUAUGUGUUGUAUUCCAAUCAGGACGCCCAAGUCCAAGGAUCAAGAACUCUAACUACAGGCAUUGGACUCAAGUUACCUCCCAACACAACGGCACUAUUAAUCGCCUUAGAAGAACCGACCAAUUACGUAGUCACUAACCUGAUUACAGACACCGAGUUCCGAGUAUCAGUGCACGUAAUUGCGCCAUUCCCAACCUUGAUCAAUGCAAAACAAGCGAUAGCAAGAAUCGUCCUAGUGCGAACUAUAAAUCCGGCUUCGGAAUUAGUCGCAGCAGGACAGAAAGUGCAAGAACAACCCUCUCCAUUCCUAAAAACACUCAAUCCCGACCAAGAUCAGCAAAUCGAAGACUUAUUGAAACAGUACGAAGACAUAUUUGCUGCAGACCUGAAGAGUUUAGGCCAAACUACCAUCAUCCGUCACCGAAUAGACACAGAAGAAGGAAAAGUUGCUUUUUCGAAAAAGUACAAACAAUCAUGGGAAAGCGAAGAUUUUAUCACUGCAGAAGUAGGAAGAAUGUUGGAAGCCAACAUAAUCAAGCGGUUAGAAAUUGAUACUGACGAAAAUACGCCAUGUACGCCAUUUGCAUCUCCGGUAGUGGUUGUAGGAAAGAAGGAUGGAAGCAAACGAUUCUGUGUGGAUUACAGAAAGCUCAACAAAAUUACAGUAACAAACUCCUAUCCGCUACCCAUUAUUCAUGACAUCUUUUCUAAUAUUGCUAAGCGAGGACUACAGCCUAAGUAUUUCUCAGCUCUAGACUUAGCAAGCGGGUAUUGGCAAGUUCCGAUGUACGAAGAACAUAUCCACAAAACGACAUUUAC
Paraglomus occultum is the source of this 1622-nucleotide messenger RNA. Lineage: Eukaryota; Fungi; Glomeromycota; Glomeromycetes; Paraglomerales; Paraglomeraceae. The record is from the annotation of a GenBank genome assembly.